GUCAGACACAAGGAGUGAGAUUACAAAGCCAAGUAUCUCCCGUGGAGUGAGGCUGGGCGAGAAAAGCUCCCUGGCUGGUUUGAUUGGGUGUCGGGGAGGAGCAGACGGGACUUCGGUUCAUAGUCCGCCUCACAGGUUAGGUUCAGGUGUGUUCGCCCAUGGCGCUUCUCCGGUUCACUCGCUGCACCUUGUUCCUGGCUGGUCUCUCGGCGAUCUCCGGUGUUCCGGCCGAUCCCCUUCCUACGAAGGAAUGUCUAGGGUCCUACAACACCUCGCAAGGCUUCACCCUGCACCCGGAGAGCUGGGAGAAGGGCGCCGAGUUGUUGGAUGUGCGGCGAGUGAACAGUUCCUCGGUGUGUCUCUCUCGCUGCUGCGCCCUGGCGCGGUGUAACCUGGCUCUGAUUCAGGAGUCGGGGCCGGGAGGGCUCAGUUGCCUGCUGGUCAACUGCUUCCACGACCAGAAACCCGUCUGCACGCUUCUCUCUAGCCAGGGCUACCAAGCCAGCUUGAAAUCGGACUCCGCGCUCAAGAAGGCGACGCUAGCAGUGGAUUGCACAAGUCCCUCAAAGACUGGUCCAUGCCGUGCUGCGUUUCCCAAGUGGUAUUACAACACUACAGAACAGACGUGCCAGGAAUUUGUUUACGGAGGCUGCCUGGCCAACCUGAACAACUAUGACAGUAAAGAAGCCUGCAUGAAGACUUGCAAUAAAGCCACAGGGCCUUCGAACAACUUUGUGCCGAUGGUGGGCAGGAGUGUGGUGAGUCUGAAGGAAUGUUCAAAGCAAUGCUCGGCUGAUGAGUUCCUCUGUGCUGAUGGCUGCUGUGUCUCUCUCGACCAGAUUUGUGACGGGACGGCACACUGUCCCGAUGAAUCGGAUCUCCCCUACUGCAAUGCAGUUCGUAUCAGUUACAUACUACUGACUGAAUCUGAAGGCUUGAGUAACCAGGACAACGAGAGAUGUACUGCCCCCAAGGUAGUUGGCAAUUGUCGGGCUGCUUUCCCUCGCUGGUACUUUGACCCCAAAACCCAAACCUGCAACCCGUUCAUCUACGGAGGCUGUAACGGUAACCAGAACAACUACCAGAGUGAGCUGGAGUGCCUGACCACCUGCGCUGGGCAGACGGUGGUUGUUGCCAAAUCGCAGGCUCACAGAGUAGCUAAUGCAGAGGAUAAAGAAUACUGCUUUGCGCCAGCUGUGACUGGGAAAUGCCGUGCCUCCUUCCCUCGCUGGUACUACGACCCCGUGAGCCAGACCUGCCAACGCUUCACCUACGGUGGCUGCAGAGGAAACAAGAACAACUACAAAUCUGAGGAGACCUGCUUGGCCAGGUGCUCGGGAAGGACAGUUGCAGAUAACUGGGAUGACAACGAGGACGGCAGCAACCAUGAGAAGCAGCAUCAAACCGAGUUUCGGCGUCACGUGUCUGCGAUCUCAAUGGUGGUGCUUCUGGCUGUUUGCAUCCUGAUCCUCCUCGGGGGCGUCAUCUACUUCAUUGUCAAGCUGGCAAAGGCCGACCAUGUUGUCUCCUACCAUCGCACACGCUCCGGGGAUGACAAGGAGACCCUCAUCAACACCGUGUAGAGCCCAUGAAGGAGCUGACGCCAAGCAUUUGUGUGUGUGUGGCAAAAGUGGAACAAAUUUUAACACCUCUAUCUUGGUCUUGCCAUCAGCAUUGCUACAAAGAGGGUGCUCUCUGUUCUGACCUGUAAGGCCUUGCUGAUGUCAUUUUCCAUAAACUUUUCUGUCUUAACAUUUUUAUUUUGUUUCUGAUGAAGCAUAGUCUUCACUGCAACAGUCUGGUGGGUCCUCCAUUUAGUUAGUUGACACGGGGCAGAUAAUUAGUCCUGAAGUGGAGCCUCGCUCUGGUCUUUGCCUCUGACCUUAGAUUGACUGAGGGAUUUGUAUCAAAAUCUGAAGGGGUUUUUGUUUCCGGCUGUAACUGGACUUUGAACCUCUGCGUUAGCUACUCUGUUUUCCAGGGUAGUGAACCUUGGACUCUCAUCUAUUCACUGGAAUCUUUAUUGCUAUGUAGCGUUGUAGUGUAUGCACUGUACAGACUGCAGGAACCCAGGGUUGUUUGGAAAUCUUCUUACAGGUUCCAUUUCCUGUAGGAACAAGAAAAUAUUACUUUUGCUCAUGUUUGUUUAAUCUUAUAGCUGAUCUACCAAAGGAAUUCUUACAGGUUGGUUGUAACCUUCCAUGGUAUGGUCUAUAUCCCAACUAUUACUGCUGAAUCUCAGCCAUAAUACUCCACCUGCACUGCCGCCACCUGGGCUGAAGGUGCGACUGAGUGUCCAGGGUACUGACCGUUGGCUCAAUCCUGAGUUCACUGCUUUGUGAGGUGUGAAUAGUUUUACACAUUCCCCAUGAAUGUAACUUGCUGUUAGUGAGAUUAUGGGAUCUGACCCAUAAACAUUUUUUAGCCCUUUCAAUGGAAGAAAUUGAGAACUUUCAAAUCCAUCCAUGUCUGUAUUUCUCCAUUGGGAUUGUGUUGGAAUGCAAACCUAUCCCAAAUGGAGAUAUGGAUUAAAUCCAAAUGCCAGUUGACGCAGGGCGAGAGGACAAGUACUUCUUGCCUCUCGGUGCAGGUGGGGCAACAAACAUGUGACUAGUUGCUGCUAAGAAAUUCAAAUCAAUAAUGUACCAAGAAUCCAGGCUGCAUCCUCCUGCCCCCCGAACACUAGUCACCCCUCUGCUCCAGUGUAGACCCCACAAUACAGGGGCUCAAGGGUGGCACUGACUGCUUCCACAGAAGUAAUUAUGAACAUUAUCUGACGUUUGGAAGUGAGAAGUGUAUGACAGGUACAUAACUGCAAUAUUCAGAUGUAUUCCAACUGUGGCACCCAGUAGCACAAAGCUGGUUUUGACUCCAUUCACUUGUGUAUUUACUGAGGUUGAUCAUCAGUAAACAUUGUGCCUGCUGUGAACCUUUAAUCUUGCUUCCUCGCCCUGCUGUGAUUUUUCUUCUUGCUCAUUCUCUUGAGGUCCAUGUCACCAAUCAAUCCAGUCCCUGCUCGAACAAGGAGCAGUCCUCUGCCCUCUGUCUACCUGUGGCUUUGGGAGAUGAAUUGGCAGUCUCUGUGGGUGUGGGGUAGGGUCAGGGAGAGCAGGAGCUUGGGGCAAAAUUUGUCAUUAUUCUUCAGAGAAAUGUCUCAUCCAAUGGGCGGGAAAAAAUCAACUGUCCAACUCCUGAAUCUCCAGCUUUCUCAGCACCUCUCCUGCCAUGGUUGGUGUCUGUUCCCAAUCGUACCACCUGGCAGCCCAGUGGUAAUGCUAGGGUGCUCCGGUUUGGAUAAUUACCCUAUGAAGGAAUCGGGGUAGCGAUCCUGAUGUAGACUCCAACAGUAAGGAUUUGCACAGAAUUUCAGAUUUUCCAUUUCAAUCUUCCAACUCUUUGAGACGUCUUGCAGAAGAGAUCUCUCUCGUGUUGUACAGAAUCUUACAAAUCAGACACUGUUGAAAUUAAUUUUUCUGCUCCAGUCUGGUAGAUUGUAGCAAUGACCUAGAAGUGGGUGUGGGAACUGAUGAAUUCUAAAAAUGUUGUGUUGUUUGAGUUUUUUUUUGUAAACAGCUUGAGCUGUUGAUCAAGAUAGACUGUACACUUCUCAGGUGAUUGGGACUCUAGACAAUUUUGGUUUCUCUGAAUUUUAAUAAAAUCUUUUUAGAACA
Molecule: messenger RNA, 3671 nt
Organism: Pristis pectinata (smalltooth sawfish)
Lineage: Eukaryota; Metazoa; Chordata; Chondrichthyes; Rhinopristiformes; Pristidae
Gene: spint2
Product: serine peptidase inhibitor, Kunitz type, 2
Exons: 10
Coding region: 159-1583 (474 amino acids)
Molecular function (GO): serine-type endopeptidase inhibitor activity; protein binding
Source: RefSeq, a predicted model, not a curated record